AUGUUGGUAAAUAAAGUUGUACGACCUUAUGGUCUCUACGAUUUAUUGCUAUUUUUCUUAUUUUUAUUUGCAUUAAUUAUACCUAUAACUGAUGCAGCAAAGGAUAAAAAACCAAAAAUUGCAUCUAAUUAUGCUCCAAAGAGAAUUAAAUGUCCAAAUGAUUCAAACAAACCUUUAUUGAGAGAAGCUAAUUCUAUCUCCUUUGAAGAAUCUAAAUGGUUACAUAAGAGAAAACAAGUUACUGUGCCUGCUUUAAAAAAUUUCUUAUUAAGAGCUACAGAAAAUUUUGAAGAUAAUUCCUUUGUAGAUCAAUUAUUUCAAGAUGAUGAAGAUAAUAAUGUUCCGAAAAUUGGAAUUGCAAUUAGUGGAGGUGGUUAUAGAUCAAUGUUGACUGGGGCAGGUAUCCUUUCAGCAAUGGAUGAUCGCACAAUUAACUCAACUGUAAAUGGUCUUGGUGGUCUUUUACAAUCUACCAGUUAUAUUGCAGGUGUCUCUGGUGGAAAUUGGUUAGUUGGAUCCUUAGCAUGGAAUAAUUGGACUUCUGUUCAAUCUAUUAUAGAUAAUUGGAAUGUUGAUGAUAAAGAUGAUGAUGAUAAUGAUACUGAUGAAAAUGAUAGUAUUGAAGUUACAGAAACUGAAGAAGUUACAGGAGGUGAAGAUGCAGAUUAUGAAGUGAAUCCAAUUUGGGAUCUUCAUGAUUCAAUCAUUUCCCCAGGUGGGAUGAAUAUUUUUAAAUCUGCUAAAAGAUGGGAUCAUAUCUCCAAUGCGAUUCAAGCUAAACAGGAUGCUGGGUUUGAGACUUCUUUAACUGAUGUUUGGGGUAGGGCACUAUCUUAUAAUUUUUUCCCAAAUUUAAAUAGAGGUGGGAUCGAUUAUACUUGGAGUUCAUUAAGAAAUGCAAAGGUUUUCCAAGAGGCUCAAAUGCCUUUCCCUAUUAGUCUUUCAGAUGGUAGGUAUCCUGGGUCUAGUGUCAUUAAUUUAAAUGCAACUUUAUUUGAAUUUAAUCCGUUUGAAAUGGGUUCUUGGGAUUCCUCAUUGAAUGCAUUCUUUGAUGUUAGAUAUUUGGGAACAAAUGUAUCAAAUGGUAUUCCAAUUAAUCCUUAUAAAGAAGAAAAUACUGAAGCAACAACUAAGGUAACUAAAGAUGAUGUUGAUGUUAUAGAAGAUAAUCAUGAAUGUAUUAUCGGAUAUGAUAAUACUGCCUUUAUUAUGGCAACAUCUUCAACUUUGUUCAAUCAAUUUUUAUUGAGAAUUAAUUCGACAAAACUACCUGUUCCAAAAUUUAUAACAAGAUUGGCUACACAUUUCUUAAAUGAUCUAUCUCAGGAUUAUAAUGAUAUUGCUGUGUAUCAUCCAAACCCAUUUAAGGAUUCUCAAUUUGUACUAGAUAAUUUCACAACAAGUAUCACCAAGUCAGAUAGUUUAUACUUGGUUGACGGUGGUGAAGAUGAUGAAAAUAUCCCAUUUGUUCCAUUGAUUCAAAAGGAUAGAGAUCUAGAUAUUAUUUUCGCAUUGGAUAGUUCUGCAGAUAUGAAGUUGCAAUGGCCUGAUGGAUCCUCUUUGGUUCAUACUUAUGAGCGUCAAUUCUUUAAACAAGGUGAUGGUAUGGCAUUUCCAUACGUUCCCGACACAAAUACAUUUGUUAAUUUGGGUUUGAAUAAGAGACCUACUUUCUUUGGUUGUGAUGCAUCAAAUAUGACCGAUCUUGAAUAUAUCCCACCAUUGGUUGUAUAUAUGCCAAAUUCUGAGUAUUCAUUUAAGAGUAAUCAGAGUGCAUUCAAAUUAUCUUACUCUGAAACUCAAAGAAGACAAAUGAUUCAGAAUGGGUUUGAAAUCGCUACAAGGAAUAAUUUUACUGAUGAUCCAGAUUUCUUAAGUUGUAUUGGAUGUGCCAUUAUGAGAAGAAAACAAGAAUUCUUAAAUAUUACAUUACCUAUCGAAUGUGAAUCUUGUUUCGUCACAUAUUGUUGGGAUGGUGAAUUAGAUACUACUGAAUUGCCAGACUCCGAAAAGGAUUGGCAUCAUUCUUUUGUGUAUGAAAAUGGAAAACCUAAUGACACUAAUUCCACAGUGAAGGAUUCAGGAACUUUUGUAUCUUUACAAGAUGAUAAUUCCCCAUAUUUGAGAGACUCUAAUUCUAAGAAUAUUAAGGAUCAUUCGGAUGAAGAUCAUUACAAGAAUACAAAAAUCUACACUGGUACAUUGAUCAACAUUAAAUUCAUCAUGCUAUUACUGUGCAUAGUGACAUUUUUGGUAGGUUUAAUUUAG
Messenger RNA from Maudiozyma saulgeensis, 2268 nucleotides. Lineage: Eukaryota; Fungi; Ascomycota; Saccharomycetes; Saccharomycetales; Saccharomycetaceae. The record is from the annotation of a GenBank genome assembly.